UUUGUUUUAUACAUAUUGUGUUUGUAAUUACGAGAAUUUUAUUUUUCUCUUUUAUGAAAAAACGUUCUUUUGUAGAGCGAAAAGCAUUUGACAGAUGGAAUCUCGUUUACCGAAACCAAAAAUAAUGAUAAAAGCGAAUAGUAUAACGGAUAUAAGUGUUAAGAAUAAUAGUCAUAAAGUAACAAAAAGUAAUAUAUCAACUUCAACAUCAAUGAUAACGUCAACAAUAACGUCAACAUUAACCUCAACAUCAGCAGGUACAGCUAGCAUGAAAUCUAUGACUGAAAACAAAUUACCAGUUAAACAAGCCUUAGUUCGAGCAAAGACAUUAUCUACAAUCACACGAUCAAAUAAUGUGCAGAAAGCAGUAAAACGAACAGCUACUAAUGUAGUGCAUGGAGAAGCAAAGAAAGCUUUUGUUAAACCUGUUACUAAAGCACUAAUGGACAAGCCAAUUAAUAAUGUAUUGAUGACUAAUAAUAUGGUGAAGAAGGUAAAUAAAAUCAUUCAAAAUGACAAGGAUAAUAAGACAGGCAAAUUAAAUAAAUGGGAUAUGCGAGGUCGUUUGGCACAGGCAAAUGAUAAGUUAUCAGUUGCACAACGAAAGAAUAAAGACACAGAGUCAAAAUGCAAUAUGCUCCAAGAAUUGGUAGAUACUCUAAAAGCUAGUGAAACUGCAUGUAAAACUGAAGCAGAAAAACUUGAAGUUUUAAAUAACACUUUGACUAAUGAACUUCAGACUCUAACAGAGGAAAUGUUUACAAUUAGAAAAAAUGAAGAAGAUUUAGUCAAACAAUUGAAAGAAUCAAAAGAAUUAUGCACAAGUCUUUCUUGUACAUUGAAUGAAUUUCAAGAAAAAUAUAAGAGUCAAGAGGUAUUGAACUUGGAACAAACUAAACAAUUAACAGUUUUGAAAUCAGAUUUAGAGUUACAGGAAAAGUUAAAUAAAGAUUUGAAUAUUGUCAAAGAAGAAUUACAAGCAUUAACUCAUAAAAUGGAUAAAGAUCGUAGAGUAUUGCACAAUACUAUACAAGAAUUAAAAGGCAAUAUUAGAGUAUUUUGUAGAGUUCGCCCAAGAACUCCUAAGGAAAUUGAACAAACGAAAGUGCUGUGUAAUAUAAACUUUAUAGAUGAUUGCACUAUUGAAGUAGGCAAAUCAGAUGGAUCAGAUGCAAUCAGCUGCAGUCGGAAGUUGCGAGGAAUAAAACAAGAAUUUUCGUUCGACAAAGUAUUCACUCCCAAUGCAUCGCAGGCAGAUGUAUUUGAAGAGUUAUCCCUUUUAGUACAAUCAGCCCUGGAAGGAUAUAAUGUUUGCAUAUUUGCUUAUGGCCAGACUGGUUCUGGUAAAACAUAUACAAUGGAAGGGGAAUGUGAAUUACAAACCGAAGGCAUGAUACCUAGAACAGUACGUCACAUAUUUAAAGAAAUGAAACAGUUUGAACUUCUUGGUUGGGAGUAUCAAAUAGAAGCAAGUUUUCUGGAAAUUUAUAAUGAACAUAUUGUUGAUCUUCUUGAUUCUCAAUCAAAAAUACACGAAAUACGAAUGGUUGAUAAUAAAAGUCAGGAUUUAUAUGUUAGUAAUCUUCAAGUAGAAGAAAUACAUAGUCCUGAAGAAUUGUAUAAAUGUCUUCAAAUUGCACAACGUAAUCGAGCUGUUGCGGCUACUCAAUCAAAUGAACGAUCAUCUAGAUCACAUUCCGUGACAAGAAUACGAUUAAUUGGUACACAUAUCACAAAACAAGAAAUAUCGAUAGGAAAUUUGAAUUUAGUCGAUUUAGCUGGAUCCGAACGUUUGAAGACCGAAGAAGCUGUUAGAACUACAGAAACAAAAAAUAUUAAUAAAUCUUUGGCAAAUCUUGGUAACGUCAUUUUAGCACUUUUAAAGAAACAGGAACAUAUUCCUUAUAGAAAUUCUAAAUUGACUCAUUUAUUGAUGCCUUCUUUGGGAGGCAAUUCAAAAACUUUGAUGUUAUUAAAUGUAUCUCCAUUAGACGAAUGUUAUAACGAGACAUUAAAUUCGCUAAGAUUUGCUAGUAAUGUCAAUAAUUGUAAGACUGAAAAAGUUAAACGAAGCCGAAUGAUUUUAUAAGAUACGCUAACUAAUAAAUUUAGAAUGU
This is a messenger RNA of Atta colombica, 2117 nucleotides long. Its product is annotated as protein claret segregational-like. Gene Ontology annotation, biological process: microtubule-based movement. The transcript is spliced from 5 exons. Gene Ontology annotation, molecular function: ATP binding; microtubule binding; microtubule motor activity. NCBI's taxonomy places the organism in Eukaryota, Metazoa, Arthropoda, Insecta, Hymenoptera, Formicidae. The record is from RefSeq and is a predicted model, not a curated record. Bases 95 to 2089 code for a protein of 664 amino acids.